Messenger RNA from Penicillium chermesinum, 3822 nucleotides. Its product is annotated as putative RNA binding effector protein Scp160. Lineage: Eukaryota; Fungi; Ascomycota; Eurotiomycetes; Eurotiales; Aspergillaceae. The record is from RefSeq and is a predicted model, not a curated record. Gene Ontology annotation, molecular function: mRNA binding. Gene Ontology annotation, biological process: nuclear division. Gene Ontology annotation, cellular component: cytoplasm; nucleus. The transcript has 5 exons. The coding region runs from base 1 to 3822 and encodes 1273 amino acids.
AUGUCUGCUGAAACAUCGACUGCCAAUGGCGGCGCGUCAAGCUCCCUUGCCGCCAAGCUUGCGGCUCAACACGAUGCCCACAAUCCCACUGUGGAGGAGGUAGUGGAUGAAGAAGACCUCAAGCAUCCGCCCCCAUCUGCCAACUCUCCGUCUGUCUCUGCCCUCGAGUCCGCCACGCCCGAAGAGUCCGGCAGCUCUGCCUCCGUGCCUAAGCCCGCCACCAAGAGAUCGCCAGCUUUCGAUGUGCAAUCGGAGGAGCUGUUCCCAGCGCUGGGUAGCGGACCUAAGCCCGCUGCCCCCGCUGCAGCCACAUGGGGAGCGAAGAAGCCUUCAGCGGCCGCAGGUGUCGCCAAUGGCCAGCCCGCCAAGUCAUUGGGUAUGUGGAUCAAGAAUAUUAUAGGAGGGGAUAAGGUUUCGCUGACUUGGACACAGAAAUCCCCCCGCGUCAUGUCGCUCCCAGGAAAGCACAUGGAGCAACUCCGACUCGUCCCCUCCCAGAUGCAGCCUCGUGGCCAACUGAAGAAGCCGCUCAAAGAUAUUCUCCGCGAUAUUUCUCGCAAGUCCAAGGCCAACGUGGAAAUGCGCGGUGGCCCCGGUGGAUCUGUGAUUUUCGAAGGAAAGGGCUCUGUCGAGUCUGUCCGCCAGGCUCUCAGAGAGGUUGCCCAGCAGGUUGGAUCCAAGCAAUCUGUCCGUGUUCCUAUUCCUGCCUCCGCUCGUCCCCACAUUAUUGGUCGUCAAGGUGCGGUUGUCCAAGACCUCCAAAACCGCACCGGCGCUCGCGUCCAAGUUCCCCGGGUUGACGAUAACGCGGCUGGCGACGACGACGAGAAUGACACCAUCGACGUUCUGAUUGAAGGUGACGCGGUGGCGGCCGAGAUGGCACGCCGAGAGAUCGAAGCUAUCGUGAAGGAGCGCAGCUCAGGAAUGAACUUCAGACUCAAGACAAUUCCUCCAGAGUUCUUCCCCUUCCUUGCUGGUCCUCACGAUUCGGCUCUGCGGGAGAUUGAGGAGCGUACCAAGGCCCAGGUUCAUGUGCCAAGAUACGAUACUUGGACUACCCAGCCCCCUCCCCAGGAAGCUCACCCCGGCCAGGUGCAAUUUGUUGCAGUUCCCGACAAGCACAUUGUUAUCUCUGGAGAGCGGGCCGCAGCUCAGGAAGCUCGCGCGGAGAUUGAGAGGCUGGCAGCCGAGCUGCAACAGAAGUUGACUCUUCGCCAGUUGGCAAUCAACCGCGUUCCUAGCCCGGACUGGCUGUGCAAUUGUCCUUCCUCCCCAUCGGAUGACAGCGAGUUCUUGACCAUCACUGGUCCUGUGGACCAGAUCGAGGCCGGUGUUAACCAUGCGAUGGAACUUGCUACUAGCAUGCAGAUGGCAAGCAUUGACUUGUCCCGCCAACACGCCGCUGGUCCUGCUGGCCCACACGCCCACGCGCGUGCUUUGACUCAGUAUCUCCAGCGCCGCCAGAUCAUCCAGCAGCUGGAGGCGGCCUACGAUGCUCGCAUUGCUCUUCCCCGAGCCUCGAUGGACCUGUCACUUGGGAGGUCCCAUCCCCCAUCUCGUCUCCGUCAUAUUCCCGUGGACCCGUACUUCCACCCUUACCUGCGUUCUCGCAGUGCCAGUAAGCUCCAGGGUGAUUACGGCGUACACCUUCUGGUCCCAGAUGACAUCGACAGCCCUGAAGUUGUGCUUGUGUACGAGGGUCCCUCCGCUUCUGCUGCCAACUUUGAGGUCCCCAGACAGCGCCCCUCCCCGGCGGAUGUUGCUGCCUUCGAAAAGUCCUUGCAGGCGGCUCAGGAGUACUUGCUGAGUGCCCUUGGAGACCAGCUCGACAUUGUCGCCAAGACUGUCUCGAUUCCUGCGAAAUACCAGGAGAAGGCACGAAAGUUCAUCAUCCGGGAGCAGGAUGUCAAGGGCGCUGACAGCAUUCCUGUGCGUGCGAUCAUCGGAGAACCUAAGGGCACUCAGGUUGACGUUGCUCUUCGCGGUCCUUCUGGCCUGGUGGCCGAGCUUGCUGCUAAGCUUGAAGCCUUCGUUGUCGAGCAGGAGAAGGAUGACCUGGAGCGUGGAUACACCGUCAGCUUCGACUUCCCUCAGAAGUAUGCCAACUUCCUCAUUGGCAAGCGCGGUGAAAACAUCAACAAGCUGCGUGAAGAGUUCGAUGUCGACAUCAAGGUUGAAAAUGGCAAGGUGGAGGUCAAGGGCCCCAAGGCCAAGGCCGAUGCCACUCGCAUGCGCAUCAUCAACCUGGGCAAGAAGCUCGAGGAUGAGACUACUCACAUUCUCAAGAUCCCCGCCCAGUACCACCGUGAGCUGAUCGGCCAGCGAGGCAACCAGGUCAACCGUCUGCAGGACCGUUACAAUGUCCGAGUGCAGUUCCCUCGUGCCACUGUCAUUGCGGAUGACCAAUCUGUCACUGAGAAUGGCAGUGACGCUGGCGGCUCGCGUGCCCGCCCUCAGCAGGCCGUUGACGAGGUUCUCGUCAAGGGCCCUAGCAAGGGGGCUGACUCUGCCCGCGAUGAGAUUCUCAGUCUCCUCCAAUGGGUCACUGACCAUUCCCACACCGCUACGGUUUCUGUGGCCCAGAGCCAGGUUGCUUCCCUAAUUGGUCAACGUGGCCGUGAGAUGGACAAGCUUCGUGCCGAUACUGGGGCUCAGAUUGAUGUUCCCAGUGCAAACGAUGCACCGGACGCAUCUGGCCGUGUCCAGAUUCGCGUCAAGGGUACUAAGCAGCAGGUGGCGGAGGCCAAGAAGAUCCUGCAGCAACGGGCCUCCGAGUUCGAUGCUACUGUCACUAAAUCUAUCGAAGUUGACAAGAAGUAUCACAAGGCCCUUAUUGGUGGCGGCGGUGCAAACAUUCGCAAGAUUGUCGUUGACGCUGGUGGUCCUAACGAUGGCAGUGCUGCUCGCAUCGUCCGCUUCCCACGCCCCGAGAGCACUGAAUCUACGAUUCGCCUGGAGGGCAACGGGCAGAUCGUGGAUAACAUCAUUGCGGCUAUUCAAGAAUUUGUCAAGGAACGGGAAGACCAAGUUACCGAGGCUCUGGAUGUCCCUACUGCCCAACACCGGCUUCUCAUCGGUCGCGGCGGUGAGACCCGUCGUGGGAUCGAGUCCAAGUUCAACGUGACGUUGGAUAUUCCCAAGCAGGGCUCCGGCCGCACCGAUGUGAAGCUCAAGGGCCCUAGCGGAGCCGUGGCCGAGGCGAAGGAGCACAUCCAGGGUUUAUUGAAGCAGCAGCAUGCAGAGACCGUUUUUGUGCCUACUCACCUGCACCACGCUGUUGCUGACAACGGCGCUUUCUUCCGUCGCCUCCGCAGUGACCACCAGGUCACCGUUGACCACGCUGGCAAGGCCGUUCCCAGCAAUGCCGUUGCCGAGGAGACUCGCAGCGGCUCCAACGGAACCGCUCUUCCCUUGAUCACCGACGACCCUAGCGAGUCAGCGGAUGCUCAUUCUUGGAACGUGAUCGACAAUAGCAAUGCCGCUAACGCUGACACUACGCCUUUCCCCUGGGUGCUCACUGGCUCGCCAGAGAACGUUGCCAAGGCUCGUGCUGCGAUCGAGAAGGCCAUCGCAGCUGCCUCACAGCAGUCUGCCACGGGCUACUUGAUCCUGCCCGACCCCAAGACCUACCGUUUCGUGGUCGGCCAGGGCGGUAGCCAGAUCAACGCGAUUCGCAAAAAGACUGGAUGCCGCAUCAAUGUGCCCAAGGAUCAGGCGCGUGGCGAGGCCAUUGAGAUCCGAGGCAGCUCUGCCGGUCUGGAAGAAGCCAAGAACAUGAUUCUGGAGGCGGUGCAGAACGGGUUGAACGGCUCUUCCCGGUGA